CAUAACACAGCAGCCGCUGCUGUGAUUUUGCGCUGUCUAAUAUUCCAUCCAGGUGAACGACAUAAUCAAAACUCAAGCAAAACUGUCGCUCGUCAUUAAGCCGGAAAAACUUUUGUCGGCCGAAAGACAGAUUGGAGACUGACUUUUUGUUAUUUUGCACAUGCUGAUAUCUGUUGUCUAUGUCCUGAAGUUUAGUUAUUCAAAAACACGCUUUUUGUCGACCGUGAUUUGACGGUCAAGCUACUUUUUUUCCGGAGUCGAUCGCGUUCGCGACAGUAUCACUGAUAUAUGUAUUUUGGAAUCGCUGGAAAAGUUUUCUGCUGACAUUAUUGUUUUGCCUGUUGCGUUUUGCUGUAUUAGGUUACUGUUAUGCCGCGCAAUGCUGAAGCCGAAACCAGUAGUGUAAUACACUACUGUCCUUCGGCAAGUACUGUAUAAAUUAUAAUCUCUUUUUUAUUAUUAUAAUAACACAAUGCAUCAACAUCCAUGGGUUAUAAAAUAUUGCUGGAUGGUAGCGGUAAUAUGGAUUGGUUAUAUUGGACAAUCCGAAUGUACAUUAAAAGUGCAGUGUUACCUGGCGUCGUGGUCACUCAACAAUAACGCCAACACAUCGUUUCGCAUAUCAGACAUUAAUCCUAACGGAGGAUGCGAUGUUAUUAUCUAUGCAUUUUUUAAACUUGUCGAUAACCGUUUUGAACCACCUGACGGAAAUAAGUUUCGAGGGCAUUUUCAGCAAUUAAGCGAUCUGAAGCUGAAGAAUCCUUAUUUGAAAAUCAUCCUCAGUGUUGGUGGAUGGAGUUUCAGCACAAAUUUUUCUAGUACUGCCGGUAAUGAUUCGUCUCGCGCGGCAUUAGUCGGUUCAGUUGUACGGGACUUAAGGAAAUGGGGGAUGGACGGGCUGGAUGUCGACUGGGAGUUUCCGGAAGAGAAAGAUAGAGAGAGUUAUAUGGCUUUGUUAAAGGAUCUCAGGUAUGCAUUUGAAUCCGACGCCGACGCCACCAAACAGCCGCGGCUGGCAUUAUCCGCUGCUGUAUCCAAUCAAGUGCUGCCCGGUUAUAAUGUCGCCGAGAUGAAAAGAUAUCUCGACAUUGUAAACGUGAUGACAUAUGACUAUCGCGGUUUGUGGGGAAAAGACAAUAUAACCGGUUACAAUGCCGGAAUGCCUGAUGUCGAAGCAUCCAUGAACGCAUGGAUGACAGCCGGCAUCCCAGCACCACAAUUAGCGGUCGGAAUUCCGUUUUAUGCUCGAUCCUGGACCCUCUCCGGUUCAUUUAUACCGGAUUCGGCGGCUGUUGGUCAUCCGGCGAGCGGUCCCGGCCAAGCCGGUAUUCUGUCGAAAGAGCCGGGUAUCCUCGUGUACGCUGAGUACUGUCCUGCCCUCAAUCCCGGCUGGACGGUUCAAGUGAACAGAAGCAACCAAAUUGUACAGGCACGAAAGAACGACCAAUGGAUAAAUUAUGAUGAUUUCGCCACCAUCAAAACUAAGGUAUUAUGGGCUACCGAGCACAAUUUCCACAGUGUAUUCAUAUGGCAUCUCGGACAAGAUGACAUAUAUGGCAGAUGCAAGACUGGGCGUUCUCCAUUACUUACAACGAUCGCCGAAACUAUUAACCCGCCAGCGGUAACCAUCCCGCCGCCGACCACAGUCCCAGCUGAGAUCAUAGUGACCACAACCUCCAAACCUUGGAAACCACGUUCCCGGGCUUCAACAACGAGUCCAUCAACCUCCGCGAUCGUUACACUGGCGACGGUGUCCUUGCUGCUUACCGGCAUGGUCGGUACUGUGGCUGUUCCGCACACGCGACGACCAACAUACACCACCACCAAGACCACUACCGUUCCCACAACGACGACCACCGCGCUAUUGCGAAAGACGUCGACGUACACGACGGCAACAACCACCACGAUACCAAGUACUGUGAGCAGCACGCUGGUAACCAGCCCGUUACCUUUCAGUACCGAGAUUCCAACAGAGAUUGUGACCAUGAUUACCAACAUAACGCAGGCUGUAACCGUUACCAAUGCCACGCAGACGGAUAUCGUGAAUGAAGUAAACAGUUUAGUGACACUUCCGGUGACAGUAUUUGCGCCGGUUACCGAACCAGAAACGACAACAGUGAAUGCUACGGAAAUCACCACAUUACUUCCGAUGGUGGCAAUUACUCAGCCGGAAGAUUAUGAUCGUCCUUAUGAUACCGUUACGGAGCCGUCACCAUUGACAUCAACCAUGUUAACCCCAGCGGAAACUGUGCCAAACUCUACGACGAUCGCUCAUACAAUAAAACCAACUCACGGAGGGGCGGCGCUUCUUAAUAAAAAUAAUAUUAUGGUGUUAGCUUGUAUUCUUGCUGCGAUGUUUUGUAGUUCAUUAUGAUUUUCGGGUAAUUUAUGAUGCGCAGUUAGUGAAAGAUGUCUGUAGCGGUUCAGUUUAUUAUGCCUGUCAGGAACAAUGCUGGAAUUGCUCAUGCUGAACCACCUUUAUUUUUUCUGUGAUGCGAAAUCUUUUAUUAUAAAGUACUUGACGAGG
This is a messenger RNA of Paramacrobiotus metropolitanus, 2527 nucleotides long. Its product is annotated as chitinase-3-like protein 2. Gene Ontology annotation, molecular function: chitin binding; chitinase activity. Bases 473 to 2374 code for a protein of 633 amino acids. The transcript is spliced from 7 exons. Gene Ontology annotation, biological process: chitin catabolic process; carbohydrate metabolic process. The record is from RefSeq and is a predicted model, not a curated record. Lineage: Eukaryota; Metazoa; Tardigrada; Eutardigrada; Parachela; Macrobiotidae. Gene Ontology annotation, cellular component: extracellular region.